CUCAUCUCGUCCCACCCAAUGAAUCCUUGCUGUAUCCUGUACCAAAAGUCAAGAGAGUUUGGGACAUGGCAGAAAAGUCGGUGAGGUUUGGAGAUUAGUGGGUUGGGCUCCGGACGCUGCUGCUUUAUUCGGACGUGACACCACUGUCCCGCCACCGCAGCCAGCAAGCUACAAGAGAGGCGCAGCGGCAGCGGGGAGUAAACUCGGGCAGAUUCCGCUGCCAAAGAUCUCCCCACCUUCCCGAAUUUCGCCGCAGGCCAGAGGCCGUUCGUCCCCUACCCGGCCGGAUCAUUACUUGAUCUGGCCACGGUUCUGGAAUUUUCACCAGUGAGAGAGGGCCCACUCUGCUUGCUUUGACUAGGAGUAUGAACUAUCACUGACUUGGUGAGAGUAUUUUUGUGGUCAGAGAAAAGCUCCAUAAGCAGCCCUCUGGUCGUCUGGUUGAAUCCCUUCUAAUGGAGAGGGUUAGGACCAUUCUGACUCAUGGAUACCCAUACCCACAUGAGCAUUCGAGACAUUUCAUGAUUAGGAAGACUAUCAAGCCACACUAUUCACACUUUAGUCGCUGGUACGUUGCUUGGAUAUUCUUGGCAGCAUUAUGGCAUCUCCCUAGUUUUCAGUCAAUGGGGUUGGAUUUGAGGAUGAAUCUUUCCCUCUUCCUCGCUGUUUAUAUUUCCUCUCUAAUCAUCUUCCACGUCACAUUUCUUGGACUCUGGUAUUUGGAUCUUGUUUCUCGCAUGGCAGAGAAAAAGCCAGAGAUGCUUACUAUAAUCAAAAAUUGCGCAGUGGUAAGUAUAGCUUGCUGCGUGUUCUACAACCACUGUGGUAACAGGACCCUUUCAAGGGACAAAUCUAUUGAUCAUAGAACUGCAUUUUCACUGUGGAUAAAGCAAAAUGAGUACAAUACACUGAUUUCAAAGCUAUGGCGUAUGCAUAAGUUUAAAGAUCAUAUUUGCUCGCCCUGGUUUGCUCCGGUUGGCUUUGCCAGUGAUUAUCCACUUCUAUCGAAAUGGGCCAUUUAUGGAGAAUUAGCUUCCAAUGGAUCCGAACGCUCCAACAUCAUUUCACCUGUCUACUCUUUGUGGGAUACAUUCAUUGGUCUUUACAUGGCCAAUUAUGUCGUGGAGCGGUCAACUGGGUAUGCCUACUGUCUGCACACAUCCAUCUGCCUCCUGCUUGGUAUACGCCUGAACACGUAACAUUGGAAAAACCUGAACUUCCUCUUGGAGUUUCUGAGCUCAGGCAGUGUAGCUGACCACAAUGUUUUAUGAUUCCUGGAAACCACGUAUUGUGACGAGAGCUAUGUAAAUAAGGAUGACAAAAGCUGCUCCACAACAUGGGCUUAGCCCCAGCCUCUGUACGUAUGUGCCUCCAGUCACACUGGUUGAGCAUGAGCCGGGUAAGGACGUGCUUCGUGUAGAUGCAGAUGCGCCUGAGGACUGUGUAGGAUACACCGAGUUUUAGCACCACAAAGAUAUCCUCCAAGUGAGCCAAGUCACGGAUAUGCUUGUCCAUUUUUUCUUUGGUUAAAUAGCAUCCCGUAAAAAAUAGCAUCCCGUAAUACCUUCCAUGCCCAUUCAACCAAGCUUUCUCCACCUCCAGUGCCCUUGGCAACCACGCCGAUUGUCAGCUCUAGCAGAACGACACCAAAACUGUAGAUGUUAGUCUUCUCGCUCGCCCUUCCAUUGUACUGAAAGUAUUCUGCAAAAUUCGUAUUUAGUUAGCAUUUGAUGAAAAUGUUUGAGAUUCCUUGAUGGAUUUGAGACCCAUCAGGGGGUCAUGUACCCGUGUGUAACACAAAU
Messenger RNA from Triticum aestivum (bread wheat), 1802 nucleotides. RefSeq lists its product as uncharacterized. Bases 456 to 1199 code for a protein of 247 amino acids. The transcript has 7 exons. The record is from RefSeq and is a predicted model, not a curated record. Lineage: Eukaryota; Viridiplantae; Streptophyta; Magnoliopsida; Poales; Poaceae.